This is a messenger RNA of Camelina sativa (false flax), 2583 nucleotides long. NCBI's taxonomy places the organism in Eukaryota, Viridiplantae, Streptophyta, Magnoliopsida, Brassicales, Brassicaceae. The record is from RefSeq and is a predicted model, not a curated record.
CAUUGAGGAUAAAACGCUAAUUUUCUUUGUUCUUGCGUUUGUUUAUUGGAAAAUGCUAAACCAUUCGAUUGAGGUAUUUAAUGAAUCAACGGUCAAUCCAUGUUAAUUCUAGCCGUUAAGGAAACGUGUUAUGAUAUAUACAAAAUCUCUCACACUUUUAUUUUGUAAAACAAAAUUUUCACAUUGUUUCCUCCUCUCUCUCCUUCUGGUUCUUUCGAAAGAAUCAAUCCUUCAGACGACUGGGUUUUGAUUUUGGUUUGAUUCAGUCACGAAACUAGUACAAUCGAUUUGGGCAUCUUCUUCCUCGUGGUGAUUUGGUUAGGUUUCUUUCCUCUCUGAUCAUCCUCUUCGUGUUUUCUUGUUUAGGGUUCUGAAUUUACUAAUCGUUCUUGUGAUGUACAGAUCUAGGGUUUUUGUUCUGUUUGGUUUUAAUUCGGCAAGAAACUAUUUUAAUCGGCAGCUUGGUUUCUUCUUCUUCUUCUUCUUUCUCCUCCUAGUCCUGGUUGUGAUUGAUUAAGUUUUUCUUCAUCCUCUCUUCGUGUUUCUUCCUUUUGAUUCUCCUCUGAUACUAAUUUGUUCUGUACUUAUAACUUUUGUUGUAGGGAUAUUUGUUUUUGUUUUGUUGUAUGUUUUCAAAGAUAUGAGGAUUGAAAUCGAAUGGGUACAAACAAUUGAUCAGUUCGAUCAGAUUUAAUGGUUUUAUUUAAUUUAAGCAUUUGACUUCUUCUGUACCAUUGUGAUUUUGGAAUCAAGAUUUUUUUGUUUUUGUCUUGGUGUACUUGAUCGAACACCAAUAAAAAUUUAUUUAGUUUAAUAAGAAUCUAGAUGUUGUAAAAUAUUUAGUGGACUCUAUAGACUGGCCCGCUCACAGUCCAUUAGGACAUGGUCUUACGGCCCAUGUACAGUCCGCGCAUGUACGGCCUAUCGGCCAUUGCUUUACGGCCCAUGGCCUAUUAUAUAUUCUAGUCGGUUUAUGGGUUUUAGCCUUUGUACUCUACUAUAUAUACUUGUAAACCUCGACAUUCAUGAAUAAGACUAAGAGAUUUCAUCCUUCAACUCUCUAGUUUCAUAACACGUUAUCAGCAUGAUAGCCUCUAAGGCCAGCUGAGAAAACCCUAACCCUAAAACCCUAAAAGCAGCCGCCGCUUCCCAAACCCUAAAACCCUAAGGCAGCCGCUGAUUCUCUUCUCUCUUCCAAAAACCCUAAACCGUUUUCUGUUCUUGCUUCCAUCCGAGACUAAAAAUCUUUCUGUUCGAAGAUCUCCUUGUUCACGAGCAUACCUUAAGCUCGUGAUCAAGCUUCUAUCGAUAACUUGAUCGAGGUUUGUGGUCCGUGUUCGGGGGUGAGUUCGUGUGUUCGCGGUACGUGAUUCCGGACGAGAGAAGUACAAAGGAGCGGUUCGUGGUUCUGUUCGUGGUCCUGUUCGUGGCCGUGAGCGAGAGAGAGGUAAAACCGAGGUCUGUUAGCUCCCGGUCCAUAUCCAGUCAGAUCCAAAUCGGUGAAAGAUGGCAAACCUCAAAAGCCUAGACUAUCCCAUCUUGCAAGCUUCUGGAAAGAACUACUUGGAAUGGGUGAAAGACACCGAAAUCCACCUAAGGUCAAAUGGCCUAGCUGGUUGCAUUGAUGAGGAAGUUGAGAGCACUGACAAGAAAAAGAACAAGUGUCUCCAACAUAUGCACCAUCACAUUGCGGAGAGUCUCAAGAGCCAGUACCUCUUCAUAGACAAUCCACUCGCCCUUUGGACACAGCUUAAACGCCGUUACGGGCACCAAAAGACGGUGCUCCUUCCAAAGGCCGAGUUUGAUUGGAAAAACCUAAGGAUCCAGGAUUACAAAUCCGUGGAGGAGUAUAACUCUGAGCUUUUUAGGAUUGUCUCACUCCUUAGGUUAUGUGGAAAAGAGGUGACUGAAAGAGAGCUGAUAGAAAAGACCUUGUCUACUUUCAGCCCUAACAAUAGAGUUCUUCAGCAACAGUAUCGGCAUCAAGGUUUUGCCGAUUAUGGGGCACUCAUUGAAUGUUUACUGCUAGCUGAGCAGAAUGAUGAGUUGUUGCUGAUAAACAGUGCUAUGAGACCUCCUGGUACGGCCCCAUUACCGGAAGCAAAUAAGGUUGAUUUGGGAAAGAAAACUGCAAUAGAGUCUAAGGAGCCAAAAGUGCCCCAUGAGACCAACUACGUCCACAGAGAAAGACACUACGGCCAAGGCCGUGGUGGCAGAGGACGUGGUGGCCGUGGCGGACAGGCCGGCCGAGGAGGCCGCGGACGUGGUGGUAGGGGCCGUAUGUCCUUUAAACCACACACCAAGGCCAAAUCGGUCUGCCACAGAUGUGGUAUGUCAAACCGCUGGUCCAAGACUUGUAGAACUCCCAAACACCUCAUUGAUGCAUACCAAGAAGUUCUAAAGAAAAAUCCGGAAGCCAACUAUGCGUACAUCGAUGAUGAAGGAGACUUCGAUCAUGAGAAUGACGACUUGCUAGAGACUUCCGAUUGCCUUCAUAUGGAUGAUUGAUUUUCGUUUUAAUUUUGGUUUAAUUUCAAUGCUUUUAUGCUUUAUUUUCCUUUCUUGUAUUGGAUGAUUAUUUUA